Fulvia fulva is the source of this 1833-nucleotide messenger RNA. RefSeq names its product Choline oxidase. Bases 1 to 1833 code for a protein of 610 amino acids. The record is from RefSeq and is a predicted model, not a curated record. The transcript has 2 exons. NCBI's taxonomy places the organism in Eukaryota, Fungi, Ascomycota, Dothideomycetes, Mycosphaerellales, Mycosphaerellaceae. Gene Ontology annotation, molecular function: oxidoreductase activity, acting on CH-OH group of donors; flavin adenine dinucleotide binding.
AUGGAGAGGCAAAGGUCGUCGUCGGCGGUCGCUGUCGUGCAAACAAAGUUCGCUGACAUCUGGCCUCUCUCUGCUGCACCUGGCCGACUCUCACCUCAUUCGCUGUCCAGCCUGAUUAUACACACUCGCUCGCUUAUCGAACAAAGAAGCGAGAUAUACACCACCUGUUUCACACAUCCCAACGUCUGCACAAUCACAAUGGCCACCACCAACCAGCUCCCAGCAGCUGACGUGAACAGCUAUGAUUUUGUCAUCGUUGGCGGAGGCACAGCUGGGUGCGUAAUUGCAUCCCGCUUGUCGGAGUACUUACCAAAGAAGCGUGUGCUGCUCAUCGAGGCCGGACCGUCGGACUUCAUGGACGACCGAGUACUGCUUCUCAAGGACUGGCUAAACUUGCUUGGAGGCGAGCUGGAUUACGACUACCCCACCACUGAGCAACCGCAUGGCAACUCCUUCAUCAGACACUCCCGCGCCAAGGUUCUGGGCGGCUGCUCCAGCCACAACACCUUGAUCAGCUUCAGACCGUUCGAAUACGACUGCAAGCGGUGGGAGGCCCAAGGCUGCAAAGGCUGGGACUUCAAGACCUUCACACGCAUCCUCGACAACCUCCGCAACACCGUUCAGCCCGUUCACGAACGCCACAGGAACCAGCUCUGCAAGGACUGGAUCAGCACUGGUGCCAAGGCCCUCGAUCUCCCCAUUGCGCACGAUUACAACAAGGAAAUUCGCGAGACUGGAGCUCUGCACCCAGGUAUUGGCUUCUUGUCUAUUGCUUACAACCCUGAUGAUGGCCGCAGGAGCAGUGCAAGUGUUGCCUACAUUCACCCAAUCCUGCGAGGUGAGGAGAAGCGACCGAACUUGACCAUCUUGACCCAUGCGUGGGUAAGUAAGAUCAACCUCAAAGGCACUCAAGUCACAGGUGUAAAUGUGACCCUCCAAGACGGCACCCAACGCACCCUGACUGCCAAAUGCGAAACCGUCCUGUGUGCAGGUGCUGUAGACACGCCUCGCUUGAUGAUGCUCUCCGGUCUUGGCCCAAAGCAACACCUUCAAUCGCUCGGCAUUGAAGUCCUCAAAGACCUGCCCGGUGUAGGCGAGAACCUGAUUGAUCACCCAGAAUCUAUCAUCCUCUGGGAGCUGAACAAGCCUGUGCCCGCCAACCAGACAGUCAUGGAUUCCGAUGCCGCCAUCUUCUUGCGAAGAGAAGUGCCCAACGCAGCUGGCGGUGAUGGUGAUAUCAUCGAUAUCAUGGCUCACUGUUACCAAGUGCCAUUCGUAUACAACACCGAGCGUCUUGGCUAUGAUGUGCCAAAGGACGCUUUCUGCGUUACUCCCAACAUCCCUCGUCCACGAUCACGAGGAAAGCUUUACCUCACAAGCUCAGACCCUAGCGUGAAGCCCGCCCUUGACUUCCGCUACUUCUCCGAUCCCGAGGGCUAUGAUGCCGCGACUAUCGUCGAAGGCUUGAAGGCAGCUCGCAAGAUCGCCGAGCAGGCACCCUUCAAAGACUGGAUCAAGCGAGAAAUCGCCCCCGGUCCAGCCAUCACAUCCGACGAGGACCUCAGCGAGUACGGUCGCCGCGUCGCACACACCGUCUACCACCCGGCCGGUACCACCAAGAUGGGCGAUGUCAAGACCAACCACAUGGCCGUCGUUGACCCAGAGCUCAAGAUCCGCGGUCUGCAGAACGUCAGAAUCGCAGACGCCGGUGUCUUCCCCGAGAUGCCAUCCAUCAACCCCAUGCUCACGAUCCUCGCGAUCGGUGAGCGUUGCGCAGAGAUGCUUGCUGAGACCUGGGGCGGCAACGAGUGGGCGCAGCGUGCUCGUUUGUAA